CUCAUCUUCAGCUAAUGUGUAAUGAUGAUGAUGAUGACCGUCACAAAUAACUGGCUAUCGUGUAAGACACGUGUCCUGGUGUCAGAACCGUGUCGUUUUGCUGAGACUGCUCAGGCCCCUUAAGGACCGCUGGCUACAAAGACAUGCAUGCUUCUUGUUCUGAACUGGUGGCAAAGGGGCUGACACGAUACCUCACUCUGCCUUUUACAACCUAACGAAUUCAAUGAAAGUUGGAGUAGGAGUGAAAAGCAAAAUCGACGAUUAGAAUCGACUGUUAUGCGCACGGUUCUCCUAGACACUGUGUGUCUUUGAGCACAAGAAAGUCCAAAACAAAAGUGAAGGCGGUGUCCUGUUUUUAAAUGCACCGGUGCUCCAAUUUUGGCACAUGCUGAUUGUCCGUCGUUGCGCCAACGGAGGGAGAAAACAGCAUGUUGUGUCGUUUUGCUCAGAGGAUCAUCCCCCAUGGAUCAUCCACUUUGUCACGCCUUAUGUGCACAGCUAAUGACGAAUCCGAAACAGCUAUAUUUGCCGAUAAGCUGAAAGACUUCUUCAAGCGUGCUGAUGAUAGUAUCUCUGAACAAAAGGUAUCACAAGAUGAAAGGUCAACAAUGGAAUCCACACCAGAACCCGAAUUGUCAGCCGCCAUGAACGAAAAACCUGGAGAGAUAUGUCAAAAGAAGACCAGUGGUGAUCUUCCGCGCUCCACUGCUGUGGCGUUUGUGCCGUGGACAUUGAAUCGAAUGCUUCAAGAGCCGAAUAUUCGGAAGCUCCGUGCGCGACGCGACCCGACUUCGGACCAAUCUUUUUCUAAGUUACUUCGAUACAGCCCAUUCGUUCAACUGGGCGACUUCCAACACCGUGAGGUUAUUGGUGUUGUCAUUGAAAAUGUGAAUGAUACGGAUUUGUACAUUGACUUUGGCGGCAAGUUUCACUGCGUGUGUCAACAGCCCGCGAACCAGUUCUAUCCCCGUGGCAGUCUCGACCCGAACGACCCUUCUUCGUGUGUCAACCACACUUUUCAUGCCGCGCUGGAUACCGAUCGGCGUUUCGAAGAAUACGUACUGAAAUCCACCGAGGUCAUUCCAGACGGUGUGAAGGAACAUGUUCGGGGGUAUGAUUUCAAUUGCGGGGAUUUCAAGCUACGCAUCUUUGGCGCGCCAUUGACACGGUCAAUGCGAUGCUGGACAAACGUAUGGAAAAGCCGAGUUCUGUAG
Molecule: messenger RNA, 1214 nt
Organism: Dicrocoelium dendriticum
Lineage: Eukaryota; Metazoa; Platyhelminthes; Trematoda; Plagiorchiida; Dicrocoeliidae
Source: the annotation of a GenBank genome assembly